CAGUAACAUUCGAGGCAGUUUAGUGUAGGACGUCACCGUGGGAGGACCGGCUCGCUCUGUUCCCAUUAUCUUUCGACAUUAUUCCCUCAAUAUGAUGAGCAAGAUCUUUUUCCUGGCCCUGGUGGGCGUGGCGUGCGCGGCCUCAGUGGAGGAUCGGGAGGGUGUUCCAGUAGCCCAGGCCCGGGACACUGGGUCUUCUUCGUAUGCGGCGCCCGCCCCAGCCCCAACCUACGACGAAGGCUCCCAGGGUAACCUCUAUUACUACUACUACCCUGUCUCAGAGUACGGACCUACUGAGGCUGAAGAUGUCGACUUCGACAUCUUUACCGCCAUCAUCCUACCACUGUUGAUCCUGGGUGGGCUCCUGCUGUUGCUCUCCUCCCUCACCUUCACCCUCACAGGUAAUACCGGCAGAGAAGCCACUGACUCUGAUAUUAUGGGUCAACUCCACGAUGAGAUCGAACGCGUCUUCUACGUCUACCUCAACGCCUUCGAGAACGAGCAGUGCCUGCAGAGGACCAUCUGCGAAAUGGGCGCCUACUCCAAGGACAUCAAGGGCAAGGACUUUGUCCUCAGCUUGGUCGAGCCUCUGAUUCCUGAAGGCAUGAAGAACAACAUGGCUAUCUUCAAGAAGGCUGCUCAGUCUGGCUAUGAGACUGGCAAGUGCAAGAAAUUCAGGUGCAUCGCCCCAAAGCUACUCUAAACAGCGUCGCCAGAGAAAACUGAUGGAUUCGGCAGAUCUACAAAGAAAACGGACCUACAUUAAUCGACGUUCAUAGAGAAAAUGAGAAAUACAGGUCACCACAUUCACGUCUUUUAGACGCAUUGAAUGUGGGAGUCUGUGUGUGAAUAUGUUGUAAGUUCCUUAUAUGGAACAUCAGCUGUUAAGAUUCAACUAAACAACUUUGAGACUGUCACUAUCUACUGCUAGCCAGCACUUGGUGUACAGCAUCAUGUCUUAAAGUAAUUAACAUCUUUUAAUUUAUUCUUUUGUAUAAUGUUAUGAAUGAUAUUUAUUUAUUGUUGUUGUAUGUCCGAGUGGCCAAUCCUAUGAGUUAUCACUACUGAUUGUUCAUUUCUCAGGGCUCUCCGUAUCUUACUAAAUUUAAUUAAUCAAAAUUGAACGCACUUAAUAUCAAAAGCAUAACCUUCCCUUGUUCUGUAUGUAGUUUGCACCCAUUCAUCACCUUUGUCUUGUUUCUCGCGAACACAGUAAUAGGCCCAACUCCCCGGAUUAAAAGCACAGCCCAGCUUCUACUCUCGAGUGCCAUGAUUCUCUUCGUCGACAGUAAAUAAUUUGUCAACAACUGUCUCUGUCUGCAUAUUCAACAAAUUAUCCUUUUGACGCACCGCUGUCUUAAGAUGUGACAUAAUUUAUAUUUUCCAGGUGAGGACAAAAAUAUUUCUGAAGGUUGACAAAACAAAGUCUUGCAAUAUGACAGGACGAGAAAAUUUUCGUAAAAAGAAACAAAAAAUAUUGACUCAGCUGAAAAAUACAUAAUUUAGUCAUGUUAACUGUCGCUGCCUUGUCUCCAUAUCACAGCUCACAUAUGUACAUAGUUACAUAUCCUAAGUCUUUCAUCCCAGCUUGUUUUUCCAUUUUUUUAUUUCUAUUUUCGGUUUUUUUUUUUGUAUAAUCAAAACAUUUCACGUUGAUUUGUUAUUUUUAUAUUACUGCACCCAUGGUGAAUUAAGUGUUCUAUGUUUUGUAUGCGGGAAAUUGAUUUUUUUUUUGAUGAAUGAGUUUUAAGAAUAAUGACUUGUGAAAUUACAAAAGAUUUACCCCCGUGUCUACCAGAGCUUUGUAAAUACAGUGGCCUUCCAAUGUU
Messenger RNA from Homarus americanus (American lobster), 1829 nucleotides. RefSeq lists its product as uncharacterized. The coding region runs from base 92 to 703 and encodes 203 amino acids. The transcript is spliced from 3 exons. The record is from RefSeq and is a predicted model, not a curated record. NCBI's taxonomy places the organism in Eukaryota, Metazoa, Arthropoda, Malacostraca, Decapoda, Nephropidae.